AGCCCCGUCUAAGACCCGGGCGUGAGGAAGUCUGCGGUGGGUGAUGAAUACAAACAACAGUUUCUCUUUCCUGUCAGUAAAACGCUGUUUCCAGAACCUGCCAGGUUUCGCCCCAGUGGCCACACCUAUGCCUGGCAUGUGCUGGUCCGAGCCCUUAGCGCCAGUAAAAGAAAGGUGGCGGACGCAACAUUCUCUAAUUACUAGGGGAAGGAGGGAGGCUUUCCCUUCCUCCCAGUGCCCCAUGUACCAACGCGUCUCGCCAUACCCCUUGCCCCCCUUCCAGCAGCUGACGGAGUAAUUCGAGUAGGAAUCGAAAGAUUUGGAGGCGCCGGGGGAGAAACCCGCGGAGCGCUCUCCGAGCCUGUGGCGUCCCAGGAAGACUCCGAGCGGGGCCGGGGAAGUUCUCUGGAGGACAUGGGGUGGAUACCCAGGUCUCCUUCCCUGGGUGAAAUAAGAACUGAAAAUCUAAAAAUAAAAUAAAAUAACAUAACAUAAAAUAGAAAACACAGAGAAGCAACAAAAAAGCGCUUCCCCUCCUCAGUUCUCCCCAGUCCACCCAAGGUUUACCAAGGCUGUUGUCUUUGCAGGAGUGGGCGUCCCGCUCCACGUAACGAUGCGAUUGGGUUGUACCUCUGUCUGUCUCCUGCGCGAUGUCCCGCCCUGGGAGGUGUCACGGAACUCAGCUGAUAUAAGCCCGGGACCCCGCGGGGUCAAAUUCUCUGCUCUGGACUUGGGAGGCUCCGUUGCCUGCUCCUGGAGGGAGACGCGCUGCAGAGGAGAACCCAGCGGGAGAACAUUUCAGGAUAGGAAUAGGCCAAGUGCUGAGAAGAUGAGUCUUAGGAUUGAUGGGAAUACAAACUUUCCUGAGUGUGUUGUAGAUGCAGGAAAAGUCAUCCUUGGGACUCAGCAGAGGCAGGAGAUGGACCCUCGCCUGCGGGAGAAACAGAAUGAAAUCAUCCUGCGAGCAGUAUGUGCUCUGCUGAAUUCUGGUGGGGGCAUAAUCAAGGCUGAGAUUGAGAACAAAGGCUACAAUUAUGAACAUCAUGGAGUAGGACUGGAUGUGCCUCCAAUUUUCAGAAGCCAUUUAGAUGAGAUGCAGCAGGAAAGCCACUUUUUGAUUUUUGUGAAAUCAUGGAACACAGAGGCUGGUGUGCCACUUGCUACCUUAUGCUCCAAUUUGUACCACAGACAGAGAACAUCCACUGAUGUCAUGGAUUCUCAGGAAGCUCUGGCAUUCCUCAAAUGGAGGACUCAGACUCCUAUGAAUAUUAAUGUUUCCAAUUCAUUAAGUCCACAGGCAGCUCAGGGUAGUGUACAAUAUGAAGGUAACAUAAAUGCGUCAGCUGCUGCUUUAUUUGAUAGAAAGCGGCUUCAGUAUCUGGAAAAACUCAACCUUCCUGAGUCCACACAUGUUGAAUUUGUAAUGUUCUCAACAGACGUGUCACACUGUGUUAAAGACAGACUUCCGAAGUGUGUUUCUGCAUUUGCAAAUACUGAAGGAGGAUAUGUAUUUUUUGGUGUGCACGAUGAGACUUGUCAAGUGAUUGGAUGUGAAAAAGAGAAAAUAGACCUUACGAGCUUGAGGGCUUCUAUUGACAGCUGUAUUAAGAAGCUACCUGUCCAUCAUUUCUGCACACAGAGGCCUGAGAUAAAAUAUGUCCUUAACUUCCUUGAAGUGCAUGAUAAGGGGGCCCUCCAUGGAUAUGUCUGUGCAAUCAAGGUGGAGCAAUUUUGCUGUGUGGUGUUUGCCAAAGUGCCUAGUUCCUGGCAGGUGAAGGACAACUGUGUGAGACAAUUGCCGACAAGAGAAUGGACUGCUUGGAUGAUGAAAGCUGACCCAGACCUUUCCAGGUGUCCUGAGAUGGUCCUUGAGUUGAGUUUGUCAUCUGCCACGCCCCGCAGCAAGCCUGUGUGCAUUCAUAAGAAUUUGGAAUGUCUGAAAGAGCAGCAGAAACGCUACUUUCCAGUAUUUUCAGACAGAGUGGUAUAUACUCCAGAAAGCCUCUACAAGGAACUCUUCUCACAACAUAAAGGACUCAGAGACUUAAUAAAUACAGAAAUGCGCCCUUUCUCUCAAGGAAUAUUGAUUUUUUCUCAAAGCUGGGCUGUGGACUUAGGUCUGCAAGAGAAGCAGGGAGUCAUCUGUGAUGCUCUUCUAAUUUCCCAGAACAACACCCCUAUUCUCUACACCAUCUUCAGCAAGUGGGAUACGGGGUGCAAGGGCUAUUCUAUGAUAGUUGCCUAUUCUUUGAAGCAGAAGCUGGUGAACAAAGGCGGCUACACUGGGAGGUUAUGCAUCACCCCCUUGGUCUGUGUGCUGAAUUCUGAUAGAAAAGCACAGAGCGUUUACGGUUCUUAUUUACAAAUUUACCCUGAAUCCUAUAACUUCAUGACUCCCCAGCACAUGGAAGCCCUGUUACAGUCCCUUGUGAUAGUCUUGCUUGGGUUCAAAUCCCUCUUAAGUGAAGAGCUGGGCUCUGAGGUUUUGAACCUACUGACAAAUAAACAGUAUGAGUUGCUUUCAAAGAACCUUUGCAAGACCAGAGAGUUGUUUGUUCAUGGCUUACCUGGAUCAGGGAAGACUAUCUUGGCUCUUAGGAUCAUGGAGAAGAUCAGGAAUGUGUUUCACUGUGAACCGGCUAACAUUCUCUACAUCUGUGAAAACCAGCCCCUGAAGAAGUUGGUGAGUUUCAGCAAGAAAAACAUCUGCCAGCCAGUGACCCGGAAAAGCUUCAUGAAAAACAACUUUGAACACAUCCAGCACAUUAUCAUUGAUGACGCUCAGAAUUUCCGCACUGAAGAUGGGGACUGGUAUGGGAAAGCAAAGUUCAUCACUCAGACAGCAAGGGAUGGCCCAGGAGUUCUCUGGAUCUUUCUGGACUACUUUCAGACCAAUCACUUGAGUUGCAGUGGCCUCCCCCCUCCCUCAGACCAGUAUCCAAGAGAAGAGAUCAACAGAGUGGUCCGCAAUGCAGGUCCAAUAGCUAAUUACCUACAACAAGUAAUGCAGGAAGCCCGACAAAAUCCUCCACCUAACCUCCCCCCUGGGUCCCUGGUGAUGCUCUAUGAACCUAAAUGGGCUCAAGGUGUCCCAGGCAACUUAGAGAUUAUUGAAGACUUGAACUUGGAGGAGAUACUGAUCUAUGUAGCGAAUAAAUGCCGUUUUCUCUUGCGGAAUGGUUAUUCUCCGAAGGAUAUUGCUGUGCUUUUCACCAAAGCAAGUGAAGUGGAAAAAUAUAAAGACAGGCUUCUAACAGCAAUGAAGAAGAGAAAAAUGUCUCAGCUCGAUGAGGAAUCUGAUCUGUUACUACAGAUCGUUGAUGCGUCGGAUGUUCUGACCAAUCACAUUGUGUUGGACAGUGUCUGUCGAUUUUCAGGCCUGGAAAGAAAUAUCGUGUUUGGAAUCAAUCCAGGAGUAGCCCCACCAGCUGGGGUCUACAAUCUUCUGCUCUGUUUGGCUUCUAGGGCAAAAAGACAUCUGUAUAUUCUGAAGGCUUCUGUGUGACAGGAAACCCAAGCCUAAGAAACAAUUAAGUGGUUCUCAUCUCUAAUUAACUGUGAAACCAUUUAAUCCAAACAUGUAAGCACACACUCACUUAUUAAGUCACAUACUUUUCUAGGUGCUGGGGAUUGAGGACGAAUCGAUGUAAGAUUCCUCCUUUAGGGCAGAGACAGACCACUGACAAAUACACAGAUAGACAAGGAAUUUCCCAUGGUAAAAAGGGAUAUCAGUAAUUAGAGGACCGUGAGACUCAGAGAUGUGUGUGUGUGUGUGUGUGUGUGUGUGUGUGCGCGCGCGCGUGUGCGCAUGUGUGUAGGUAGAUGGAGGGAGGGGGUGGUUAUUUUGGGUGGUCAGGGAAGUGCUCAGUGAGGGAAGAACUUGUCAUGAGAAUCUCUGAGCCUGCCAGGCAGACUCAGAUAUUUUUAUAAAUUUUUAACAUGGCCCCGUGCAGAAAAGCUUGAAUGGGACGUGCAGGGAGAAUGUGAAGGAUGGAGCAGAUAGCUCAUCUGGCCUUGUAGGUGCCAGAACGGGUAAGACAUGUUUCGAAAUGUAAGACCACAGGCUGUUUUUUGCAAGACCACAUUAUAUUACUUUAUUAUUUUCUGCUUUUUCUUUUAAGGGCAUUAGUGUUUUUGAUCACUAUAUUUUAAAAUGCUUUUUGUGAGCCUUUUGGUUAUUUGGAAUCUGUUCCUUAGCUCUGAUUUUUUAUUCUUAUGGAGCGUCUUAGGUUACUACAUGAAGGUAAGACUGCCACAGUCCCCCAGGGAGGCACACUGUGUUUUACUGAUUGAUUUGAAGAUGAUAGAGAGCCUAGGGGGAUGAGUCUAUUGGACUCAAAGGUUACAUUUUGUUUUUCCAUUUAAUUUAAUAGUCAACAAAACGACAAAGUCAGUUUAAUAUCUUUCUUCUGCUGAGUCUUCAGGAUUUUAGCUAGUCUUUCAAAAGCCAUUGCUACAAAAGUGCAAAUUUCUCAUUUCCUGUGGGUCUCUAGAAACUCUCUCAAUAUUUAAAGCCAAACAAAUCCAUCUUUUCUGAGAGACAGAAACUAAAAAAUUCGAAGAGUUAAUUCACUAUUAAAAACAGCAAGUCCCUGCUAUUUCCCAAGAAUAAAGAAAUUUAAAAUUCUCAUUGUAAGAAGUAUGAACUUGAAGCUAGAAUUGGUUUGUUUCUGGCAGCUACUUACAAUAUUAAGAACUUUACUUUUUAAAUUUAAGACAAUUUCACAGGAAAGCAAGAAAUUAGUCUAUUGUGAAAUGUUUUUACAACUAACUUGGAAUAUACUGCAAAUCACUAGUAAGUAGAGACACAUUUAAGAUAAAAUGAUUAAUAAAACAAUUGGUAAUUCUGAAUAAGGAUCUGAAUAAAUCCAGAUCACAGACUGUUCCUUUACCAAUAUGUAAAAGAAUGUGCAAAAUUAGUAAAAAUAUGCCAAAAAUUUACCAGCAACAGAGAAGCAAAGAAUGGAGUUCAACUUUACACUAUAAACAUCUAAUAGAUAUGUAUGAAAAUUUAAAAACUAGAAUAGGUUGGGCAUGGUGGCUCAUGCUUGUGAUCCCAGGACUUUAGGAGGCCGAGGUGGGAGGAUUGUUUGAGCCCAGGAGUUCAAGACCAGCUUGAGCAACAUAGUGAGACCCUGUCUCUACAAAAACAAACAAACAAACAAACAAAUAAAUAAAAUUAGCUGGAAUGGUGAUGCACACCUGGAGUCCUAGCUACUCAGAAGGCUGAGGCAGGACGAUCACUUGAGCUCAGAAGUCUGAGGUUACAGUGAGCUAUGAUCAUACCAGUGCACUGCAGUCUGGGUGACAGAACAAGACCCAGUCUCUAAAAAAUAAAUAAAUAAAACAAAAAAUAGAAUUUAAAAGUUUUAUAUAAAGGCAUAGCUACUAUCUCAUCUGCCCAAUGUAGUCAUGAAUAGAUGUCACAUAAAGAAAAGAAAACCAGAAUUCUUGUUAAUAUGGCCAAUUUGAAGGGUGGUGGCGGAGGUAUUGAGCAGGCAGCUCAGGGAAAUGCCAGGGAGACCCUUGAGCACAGAAACUCCUGAUUGUCCCCAAGGACUCUCCGUGGACACAGGAGGGAUUUUCCAGGAUUUCACAUGAAUUCAAUGAAGAGGGCUGUGUCUUAUUCUGGAUGCUUUGCCUCCUUCAUGGAAUUCAGUGGAUUUAAUGGAAUUUCCUAGGCAACAAUAAAGAGUAGAAACCAGGUUAACAGCGAGGUCCUCAUCUCACACCAGAUCAGAUCAGGCUACACAAAAGUAGAUGGAAGACACCACCCAGGCCUCCAGCUAUACACUGGAGAAGAAGCCAAACAAGUCUACUUCAUCUAAGAAAGUUGUCAAAGAGAACCCUUCUAUACCAUCUUAAGGUAAAAAGAAAGACCCUACCCAGCUGCCCUGAUUAAGCAUUAGAAAGAUAAGUGUUCUGAUCAUUAGGCAGAAAGACAAUGCGGAAAAAUGUAGAAAAGAAAUAUGACAUGAGCCAGAUGAAGAACCCAUCCUGAAAGGAUAUAUAACUCAGGGGACAAAAGACAACUCACCAUAGGUUGGGUACACUGGAUCACGCCUGUAAUCUCAGCAUUUUGGGAGGCCAAGGCAGGUGGAUCACCUGAGGUCAGGAGUUCAAGACCAGCCUGGCCAACAUGGUGAAAUCCUGUCUCUAUUAAAAAUACAAAAAUUAGCUGGGUGUGGUGGUGCACACCUGUAAUACCAGCUACUCAGAAGGCUGAGGCAAGAGAAUUGCUUGAACCAAGGAGGCAGAGGUUACAGUGAGCCAAGAUCACGCCAUUGUACUUCAGCCUGGGCGACAAAGUGAGACCCUGUCUCAGAAAACAAACAAAGCCUCCCCAUAGAUGUCUCAUGCCAUAGAAGAAUUUGAGAAGUUCAUAAAUUCAAUAAAACAAAAGUUGAAACCCUGUCCCACUGUACCCAAGUUCUCCCUCUCUGAACUGCAGCCUAGAAACUCUCUACAGGCAGUAAGCUGGGGCAGUCACAGAGGUGACCUCAUCUGUUUCCCACAUCCUGCAUUAGGACAGUGAUCAGGGAUCAGUAUCCUUCAUUGACUGAUUUCCAAUAUCUUGAGACCUGUUGUUUCAUAUAUUUUGUCUUAUUUUGCAAUUGUUUCAGGAGGGAGGAUAAAUAUGGUGCCUGUUCCUCUAUCUUGACCAGAAGCAUCUAAGAAGGCAGUGAAGCAACAUGUGUAUAGUUCUUAGGGAAAUAAAUUUUGACCUAAAAAUAUUAAACCUAGUCAAAAUAUUAUUCUAGUACAAAGGCAGCACAUGGGUAUUUUUGAACAUAAAAGAGUUCUAGAAAUACAGGACCCAUGAAUCAUUCUUGAAGAAAAGUUACUCAGUAAGGAAAUCUAGCUAAGCAAGCAAUAUGUACAAAUAAAAGAUUAUUGUAAUUGGACCAAAGUUAAGUUUAAAUCCAUUCACAUGUAUAUAAUUAAGAUAUAUAGGAAUUAUAAUUACAGAAAAGAAUGUUACGAACCUUCACAAAGUAAAAAUAUUUUUAUAUCAGAUAGAUUCUUCUGUUUCAAUCCAUAAAACCAGGGUUUGGAUCAUUUAAAAAAAAACAAAAAUAAUUUAUUGGACUCAUUAGGGAGGACCUGAUAGAAUAAAACAACAAGCUGACCAAAUAGGCCUUAGAGGGGAGAGGUGCCUGGGCAGUUACAAGGACCUAGGUAGCAGGGGUGACUUGGCCACAGUCAUUUUCUUUACUUGAUUUAAGAAGGUUAAAUUACAGUGAGAGAGUUGCACUUAUCUAGUUUGUAUACCGUACUCAACUCUUAGCUAGCAUAGGGCAGGUUCCUUGGUUGAAAAAUUUCCACAAAACAUGAUGUAAAGUGGAAAGAUCAGUUCCCCCAAAGAAUAUCAGUUACCAAAGUAGGAUGAAAGGAUGUUGGGUAGAUCAAAACAACAAAUAUCCAUUAUAGCAAUUAACAAAAGUUAGGGAGUGGGGAAGUUUGAGUGCUAAUAUGUAUUUCAAAACAACUUUAAAAAUGGCUCCAAACAUUUUAUGCUUUUUGUAAUUUAGUCAUUUUAAUAUUAGAUAAAUCUUCCUGUAACUGAAAGUUCUUGAGUUAAAGAAAAAUAUUCCGUAGUUCAGCUCUUCCUUCAAUUUUAUUAGUUGCUUUUUCUUUUGUUCAAGUGAAAUAAACAUAAAAAUAAUUUUAAAA
Pongo pygmaeus (Bornean orangutan) is the source of this 7674-nucleotide messenger RNA. RefSeq names its product schlafen family member 5 (gene SLFN5). The coding region runs from base 614 to 3505 and encodes 963 amino acids. The record is from RefSeq and is a predicted model, not a curated record. Lineage: Eukaryota; Metazoa; Chordata; Mammalia; Primates; Hominidae. The transcript has 5 exons.